This is a messenger RNA of Malurus melanocephalus (red-backed fairy wren), 2500 nucleotides long. It is a transcript of the gene NAPEPLD, whose product is annotated as N-acyl phosphatidylethanolamine phospholipase D. Lineage: Eukaryota; Metazoa; Chordata; Aves; Passeriformes; Maluridae. Gene Ontology annotation, cellular component: membrane-bounded organelle; cytoplasm. The coding region runs from base 13 to 1428 and encodes 471 amino acids. Gene Ontology annotation, biological process: N-acylphosphatidylethanolamine metabolic process; N-acylethanolamine metabolic process. The transcript has 5 exons. The record is from RefSeq and is a predicted model, not a curated record. Gene Ontology annotation, molecular function: N-acylphosphatidylethanolamine-specific phospholipase D activity.
UCCCUGCUCGCCAUGGUGAGGCGCCGGGCGCUGUGGAGCUUCUCCCUGCAGCUCGCCGCGCUGCCCUCAGCGGCGAGCUGGUCAGGUGGARCGCCGCAGCCGUUCAACAGCUCCUACCGGAGACCUGCAGAGCCGCCGCCGUGGAAGGGGUGGAGCGGCACCAUGGAGGAGGAGGAGAAGGAGGGGGACGAGACUUAUCAGGGGCGGCAGCAGCAGUCCAGGAGUUCUCCUGUAAAAGUUAUGGAUAAGAAUACAGAUGAAGAGCAGCCUUCAACUGUGUGCAACCAGUACCCUAAAGAAGCGGUGAAGAAACGUCAGAAUUUGGGUCGAGGUUCCGGGGSCAAUGAUUCUUCCAGGACCUUCAGGAAAAGCUUCAGGCUGGACUACAGGUUAGAAGAGGAUGUAACUAAAUCAAAGAGAGGCAAAGAUGGGAGAUUUGUCAACCCGUGGCCAACAUGGAAAUCACCAACAUUACCAAAUAUUUUGAAAUGGUCCUUCAUGGAAAAAGAUAACAGCAAUGUGCCACGAUCAAAGCAGGAACUCGAUAAAGAACUUCCAGUGUUACAACCUUACUUUGUUCAAAUGCCMGAAGAAGCUGGGAAGACAGGAGCUGGUAUGCGAGUCACGUGGCUKGGACAUGCCACAGUUAUGGUGGAAAUGGAUGAACUUGUAUUUCUCACUGACCCAAUCUUCAGCCAGAGAGCGUCCCCUAUUCAGCUGCUGGGUCCCAAGCGCUUCCGAGGGCCACCGUGCACAGUAGCACAGCUCCCCAAAAUAGAUGCGGUGUUGAUCAGCCACACCCACUACGAUCACCUGGACUACAACACCGUGGCRAGUCUGAACGAACGCUUCGGGAGCGAACUGCGCUGGUUUGUGCCCCUGGGGCUCCUGCAGUGGAUGCAGAGAUGUGGUUGUGAGAAUGUCAUUGAACUGGACUGGUGGGAAGAGAACUGUGUCCCUGGUCAUGACGCAGUAACUUUUGUCUUCACCCCUUCCCAACAUUGGUGCAAAAGGACUGUGACAGAUGAUAACAAGGUUCUCUGGGGCAGCUGGUCUGUCUUGGGACCUUGGAAUAGGUUUUUCUUUGCAGGAGAUACUGGAUAUUGUUUUGCUUUUGAACAAAUAGGUAAAAGAUUUGGACCUUUUGAUCUUGCAGCCAUCCCCAUUGGAGCUUAUGAGCCAAGGUGGUUUAUGAAACACCAGCAUGUGGAUCCUGAAGAAGCCGUACGAAUCCAUAUUGAUGUUCAAGCAAAGAAGUCUGUAGCAAUUCAUUGGGGGACCUUUGCUUUAGCAAAUGAGUAUUACUUGGAACCUCCAGUUAAAUUGAAUGAAGCUCUUGAAAGAUAUGGAUUGAAAAAAGAUGACUUCUUUCUCUUACGCCAUGGAGAAUCACGGAAUUUAAAUACAAACGACCGUUUUGAAAACUGAAACAGUGUCAGUUACUUGUAAGCCCUGUUCGAUCUGAACUUGUAAUUAAUAUUACAAUGCUAACAUGAUGUACUUACAGGAUAGAUUUUUUUAGACUGGAUUUCUAGAUGCCAGGUUUGUGAGUUUCAGAACUAAAGCUUGCAUACCGWUUUCAUGACAAAGUUUACUAGUUAUAUUGUUUCUAAAUUUAGAGAGAUCUAAAAGUGGUCUAUAUAUUAAGUGUUGUUUGGGAAUAACUUGCGGUUUCAACUCUAAUGUACACCACUGAUAAAAAAAAUAUUUUUAAACUCUUCAUCUUACCUGCAGCAGCAAUAAUAACCUCAGCACAGAACAUAUUCUUAGCAUUAAUGGCUGACUUAAAUUAAUCACUGUUAUACUGUCAUCUCCCACUUGUUAGUCUUCAUGUCAUGCUCUGUACCUUGAUAGCUUUGCUGUAUGUCUUCCAAUACAGCUGUGUUGUUAAAGCACAAGCAUAGUAAAAUUGUUUUACUCUUCAUGUAUUAAUGAACYACAAAAACUGAAUUUUACAAUGAUCAAAGAAAUGUGCCUUUUAAARAGAGAGAGAAUUUAAUGUUGCAUCGUGGAUGUAUAAAACUAACUGCUGGCCAGAGUAUCUACACACUUGCGUUGUUUUGUCUGUGUUUUUAAGUUAGGUAUGAAUGUGUCAAUUGCAGCACAUGAAGUGGAAGAAUCCCUUAAUGUUGCAUGUCCUUGCAUUAACUCAGCAUUUUUCUAAGUACCUUUUCUCUUUUUUUCAUGUUUUCUUUAUUUUUUUUUAAGUGGAAAGUCUUAGACAAGGGCUGUGGUAUUUUUUCUUAUAGCUUCCCUGUAAUUUUAAAGUUGAAUGAGAGAUUAUGACAUCGUUUGGUGUUAUAAAACUUGGCCAAAUAUAUCUGUAUCAAAUUGUCUUGCUAAUUUACAGAAUUAAAGACUAUUGUUGCCAAUAAAAAGGUUUGUUAUUCUUUAUAAUCYAUUGGAAAAUCAUGUUUUGUUUAUGAUUUCUUUUGGCCUAUGGGAUAUGUGGGUUGGUUUUGGUUUUGKUUUUUUUGCUCUUGCUGUAUAUUUUAUUUUC